AUGCCCAGUCUCAGGCAGGCAGACAGAGAAAGGGAGAGGCAGGCAGACAGAGAAAGGGAGAGGCAGGCAGACAGAGAAAGGGAGAGGCAGGCAGACAGAGAAAGGGAGAGGCAGGCAGACAGAGAAAGGGAGAGGCAGGCAGACAGAGAAAGGGAGAGGCAGGCAGACAGAGAAAGGGAGAGGCAGGCAGACAGAGAAAGGGAGAGGCAGGCAGACAGAGAAAGGGAGAGGCAGGCAGACAGAGAAAGGGAGAGGCAGGCAGACAGAGAAAGGGAGAGGCAGGCAGACAGAGAAAGGGAGAGGCAGGCAGACAGAGAAAGGGAGAGGCAGGCAGACAGAGAAAGGGAGAGGCAGGCAGACAGAGAAAGGGAGAGGCAGGCAGACAGAGAAAGGGAGAGGCAGGCAGACAGAGAAAGGGAGAGGCAGGCAGACAGAGAAAGGGAGAGGCAGGCAGACAGAGAAAGGGAGAGGCAGGCAGACAGAGAAAGGGAGAGGCAGGCAGACAGAGAAAGGGAGAGGCAGGCAGACAGAGAAAGGGAGAGGCAGGCAGACAGAGAAAGGGAGAGGCAGGCAGACAGAGAAAGGGAGAGGCAGGCAGACAGAGAAAGGGAGAGGCAGGCAGACAGAGAAAGGGAGAGGCAGGCAGACAGAGAAAGGGAGAGGCAGGCAGACAGAGAAAGGGAGAGGCAGGCAGACAGAGAAAGGGAGAGGCAGGCAGACAGAGAAAGGGAGAGGCAGGCAGACAGAGAAAGGGAGAGGCAGGCAGACAGAGAAAGGGAGAGGCAGGCAGACAGAGAAAGGGAGAGGCAGGCAGACAGAGAAAGGGAGAGGCAGGCAGACAGAGAAAGGGAGAGGCAGGCAGACAGAGAAAGGGAGAGGCAGGCAGACAGAGAAAGGGAGAGGCAGGCAGACAGAGAAAGGGAGAGGCAGGCAGACAGAGAAAGGGAGAGGCAGGCAGACAGAGAAAGGGAGAGGCAGGCAGACAGAGAAAGGGAGAGGCAGGCAGACAGAGAAAGGGAGAGGCAGGCAGACAGAGAAAGGGAGAGGCAGGCAGACAGAGAAAGGGAGAGGCAGGCAGACAGAGAAAGGGAGAGGCAGGCAGACAGAGAAAGGGAGAGGCAGGCAGACAGAGAAAGGGAGAGGCAGGCAGACAGAGAAAGGGAGAGGCAGGCAGACAGAGAAAGGGAGAGGCAGGCAGACAGAGAAAGGGAGAGGCAGGCAGACAGAGAAAGGGAGAGGCAGGCAGACAGAGAAAGGGAGAGGCAGGCAGACAGAGAAAGGGAGAGGCAGGCAGACAGAGAAAGGGAGAGGCAGGCAGACAGAGAAAGGGAGAGGCAGGCAGACAGAGAAAGGGAGAGGCAGGCAGACAGAGAAAGGGAGAGGCAGGCAGACAGAGAAAGGGAGAGGCAGGCAGACAGAGAAAGGGAGAGGCAGGCAGACAGAGAAAGGGAGAGGCAGGCAGACAGAGAAAGGGAGAGGCAGGCAGACAGAGAAAGGGAGAGGCAGGCAGACAGAGAAAGGGAGAGGCAGGCAGACAGAGAAAGGGAGAGGCAGGCAGACAGAGAAAGGGAGAGGCAGGCAGACAGAGAAAGGGAGAGGCAGGCAGACAGAGAAAGGGAGAGGCAGGCAGACAGAGAAAGGGAGAGGCAGGCAGACAGAGAAAGGGAGAGGCAGGCAGACAGAGAAAGGGAGAGGCAGGCAGACAGAGAAAGGGAGAGGCAGGCAGACAGAGAAAGGGAGAGGCAGGCAGACAGAGAAAGGGAGAGGCAGGCAGACAGAGAAAGGGAGAGGCAGGCAGACAGAGAAAGGGAGAGGCAGGCAGACAGAGAAAGGGAGAGGCAGGCAGACAGAGAAAGGGAGAGGCAGGCAGACAGAGAAAGGGAGAGGCAGGCAGACAGAGAAAGGGAGAGGCAGGCAGACAGAGAAAGGGAGAGGCAGGCAGACAGAGAAAGGGAGAGGCAGGCAGACAGAGAAAGGGAGAGGCAGGCAGACAGAGAAAGGGAGAGGCAGGCAGACAGAGAAAGGGAGAGGCAGGCAGACAGAGAAAGGGAGAGGCAGGCAGACAGAGAAAGGGAGAGGCAGGCAGACAGAGAAAGGGAGAGGCAGGCAGACAGAGAAAGGGAGAGGCAGGCAGACAGAGAAAGGGAGAGGCAGGCAGACAGAGAAAGGGAGAGGCAGGCAGACAGAGAAAGGGAGAGGCAGGCAGACAGAGAAAGGGAGAGGCAGGCAGACAGAGAAAGGGAGAGGCAGGCAGACAGAGAAAGGGAGAGGCAGGCAGACAGAGAAAGGGAGAGGCAGGCAGACAGAGAAAGGGAGAGGCAGGCAGACAGAGAAAGGGAGAGGCAGGCAGACAGAGAAAGGGAGAGGCAGGCAGACAGAGAAAGGGAGAGGCAGGCAGACAGAGAAAGGGAGAGGCAGGCAGACAGAGAAAGGGAGAGGCAGGCAGACAGAGAAAGGGAGAGGCAGGCAGACAGAGAAAGGGAGAGGCAGGCAGACAGAGAAAGGGAGAGGCAGGCAGACAGAGAAAGGGAGAGGCAGGCAGACAGAGAAAGGGAGAGGCAGGCAGACAGAGAAAGGGAGAGGCAGGCAGACAGAGAAAGGGAGAGGCAGGCAGACAGAGAAAGGGAGAGGCAGGCAGACAGAGAAAGGGAGAGGCAGGCAGACAGAGAAAGGGAGAGGCAGGCAGACAGAGAAAGGGAGAGGCAGGCAGACAGAGAAAGGGAGAGGCAGGCAGACAGAGAAAGGGAGAGGCAGGCAGACAGAGAAAGGGAGAGGCAGGCAGACAGAGAAAGGGAGAGGCAGGCAGACAGAGAAAGGGAGAGGCAGGCAGACAGAGAAAGGGAGAGGCAGGCAGACAGAGAAAGGGAGAGGCAGGCAGACAGAGAAAGGGAGAGGCAGGCAGACAGAGAAAGGGAGAGGCAGGCAGACAGAGAAAGGGAGAGGCAGGCAGACAGAGAAAGGGAGAGGCAGGCAGACAGAGAAAGGGAGAGGCAGGCAGACAGAGAAAGGGAGAGGCAGGCAGACAGAGAAAGGGAGAGGCAGGCAGACAGAGAAAGGGAGAGGCAGGCAGACAGAGAAAGGGAGAGGCAGGCAGACAGAGAAAGGGAGAGGCAGGCAGACAGAGAAAGGGAGAGGCAGGCAGACAGAGAAAGGGAGAGGCAGGCAGACAGAGAAAGGGAGAGGCAGGCAGACAGAGAAAGGGAGAGGCAGGCAGACAGAGAAAGGGAGAGGCAGGCAGACAGAGAAAGGGAGAGGCAGGCAGACAGAGAAAGGGAGAGGCAGGCAGACAGAGAAAGGGAGAGGCAGGCAGACAGAGAAAGGGAGAGGCAGGCAGACAGAGAAAGGGAGAGGCAGGCAGACAGAGAAAGGGAGAGGCAGGCAGACAGAGAAAGGGAGAGGCAGGCAGACAGAGAAAGGGAGAGGCAGGCAGACAGAGAAAGGGAGAGGCAGGCAGACAGAGAAAGGGAGAGGCAGGCAGACAGAGAAAGGGAGAGGCAGGCAGACAGAGAAAGGGAGAGGCAGGCAGACAGAGAAAGGGAGAGGCAGGCAGACAGAGAAAGGGAGAGGCAGGCAGACAGAGAAAGGGAGAGGCAGGCAGACAGAGAAAGGGAGAGGCAGGCAGACAGAGAAAGGGAGAGGCAGGCAGACAGAGAAAGGGAGAGGCAGGCAGACAGAGAAAGGGAGAGGCAGGCAGACAGAGAAAGGGAGAGGCAGGCAGACAGAGAAAGGGAGAGGCAGGCAGACAGAGAAAGGGAGAGGCAGGCAGACAGAGAAAGGGAGAGGCAGGCAGACAGAGAAAGGGAGAGGCAGGCAGACAGAGAAAGGGAGAGGCAGGCAGACAGAGAAAGGGAGAGGCAGGCAGACAGAGAAAGGGAGAGGCAGGCAGACAGAGAAAGGGAGAGGCAGGCAGACAGAGAAAGGGAGAGGCAGGCAGACAGAGAAAGGGAGAGGCAGGCAGACAGAGAAAGGGAGAGGCAGGCAGACAGAGAAAGGGAGAGGCAGGCAGACAGAGAAAGGGAGAGGCAGGCAGACAGAGAAAGGGAGAGGCAGGCAGACAGAGAAAGGGAGAGGCAGGCAGACAGAGAAAGGGAGAGGCAGGCAGACAGAGAAAGGGAGAGGCAGGCAGACAGAGAAAGGGAGAGGCAGGCAGACAGAGAAAGGGAGAGGCAGGCAGACAGAGAAAGGGAGAGGCAGGCAGACAGAGAAAGGGAGAGGCAGGCAGACAGAGAAAGGGAGAGGCAGGCAGACAGAGAAAGGGAGAGGCAGGCAGACAGAGAAAGGGAGAGGCAGGCAGACAGAGAAAGGGAGAGGCAGGCAGACAGAGAAAGGGAGAGGCAGGCAGACAGAGAAAGGGAGAGGCAGGCAGACAGAGAAAGGGAGAGGCAGGCAGACAGAGAAAGGGAGAGGCAGGCAGACAGAGAAAGGGAGAGGCAGGCAGACAGAGAAAGGGAGAGGCAGGCAGACAGAGAAAGGGAGAGGCAGGCAGACAGAGAAAGGGAGAGGCAGGCAGACAGAGAAAGGGAGAGGCAGGCAGACAGAGAAAGGGAGAGGCAGGCAGACAGAGAAAGGGAGAGGCAGGCAGACAGAGAAAGGGAGAGGCAGGCAGACAGAGAAAGGGAGAGGCAGGCAGACAGAGAAAGGGAGAGGCAGGCAGACAGAGAAAGGGAGAGGCAGGCAGACAGAGAAAGGGAGAGGCAGGCAGACAGAGAAAGGGAGAGGCAGGCAGACAGAGAAAGGGAGAGGCAGGCAGACAGAGAAAGGGAGAGGCAGGCAGACAGAGAAAGGGAGAGAGGAGAAGAUGAAGAAGAAGAAGACGCAAAUCAACAAGCAUACACUUCAACUUCGCAUCAGAUCCACUUCUUAGAGAUUGGGACGCCUAUGCUGAAAGCCGUCAGAACCAAAGUCAGUUCCACUGCACGCAACGCGUGCCGCGAUUGCACAUCCCCUGCAGCAUCUGCUACCCGCGUCGCACGCCUUCCAUCCACUGGCACAGCUCGCAGACGUCGCUGGCCAGUCAUCGUGGAGCUGGUGGUAGCUGUGAGCUCCACUAGAGGCAAAUACCACCACCACCACCACCACCACCGCCACCGCCGCCGCCACCUCGACCAUACACUUUGUAUGGUUGUGUCCGAGCUCGAGUCAUUUUCACCUCCCACAUGUUGUAGGCCAGUUAAGCUAGUGCUCGAUCGCUAA
Molecule: messenger RNA, 5193 nt
Organism: Schistocerca piceifrons (Central American locust)
Lineage: Eukaryota; Metazoa; Arthropoda; Insecta; Orthoptera; Acrididae
Product: trichohyalin-like
Exons: 5
Coding region: 1-5193 (1730 amino acids)
Source: RefSeq, a predicted model, not a curated record